Molecule: messenger RNA, 4023 nt
Organism: Parnassius mnemosyne (clouded apollo)
Lineage: Eukaryota; Metazoa; Arthropoda; Insecta; Lepidoptera; Papilionidae
Source: the annotation of a GenBank genome assembly
AUGGAGACACGAUUAAAAAGUAAACGUUUAAUGCCGCUACCCGGGGGUUAUCGCCGGGGCACACCUGGAGCUGACGCUGGGUGUUGCAGUGGACGAGCCGUCGGCGGUGAGGAGUUGAGUAGGCGGGCUCCCACCGGGUCACCCGAAAAUGCUACAGCCAAACAAAUACACUUAAACUUACCCAAAAACAUAUCUUCUCCUACAUUACAACCGUGCAACCCAAGUACUGAUUCAAAUACACCCUCACUUACACUAGUAACUGAAGAUAAUAGAGAAUCCGUAAUCCCUACCUCUGAUGUUGCGCAGGAGGCUGCUCAGGCCUUUCUACCUGCGUCCACAAAGGCAGGAAAGCCCAGGAUGCGCAUGAAAUGGACAUCUGAAGUCAAUACAUUUAUUAUGCGCACAUAUUACUAUAUCACGAAGUUAGAAACAGAUUUAACCACAUAUAGAACCCUUCUUCACCAAAAAUUUACGGAACAGUACCCAGGAAUAAAUGUCUCAGAACAAAGAUUAUCUGAUCAAAGAAGAGUAAUAGUACGUAAUAAGCUAUUAAGUAACGAAAUCCUGAGUCGAUUACAAGAAGAAGUAAGGAAUAUAUUAAUUGAAGAAGAAAAGACACACAAAGACUCAUAUACCGCAAUAUCAACGUUGGCAAAAUGUAAACAACUACAAUCAUACAAUUCCUCUCACCAUCCUAGCACUCAAUAUAAAAAUAACACGCAUUCGCAAUCGACAAACUUAAUGAUAGAGGUACCAGACAUGCAAUUACAGACACAAAAUCCAUUAAUUAGAGGCACACCAAUGUACCGAAAUUGUAAUCUUAUGUCAGACAUAUCCACUCAAACAGAUACCCUAGUAACAAGCACCAUGAUAAUUGAAAACGAAAUAGAAACACCAGUCGUAGAUGAGAUAGAUAACGAUUUAAUGAAAUCACAACUUAGGGAAAAACUACAAACCGCUAUCUUACAAUAUGCUGGAAUAGACCCAACAGUGCGACCUAAACUCCCAAAGCUUAAAUAUAGCAGACAACUCUUAAAACUAAUACACAUAUUUAAUAACAACAUUUUGAGUCAAUACAUACAUGAGACCUCAAAAAUUACUGAUAUUCACACAAUUAUUUACUGUACUGCAUUUGUAAUAUCUCAAGAAUUAGGAUACAAAAUUACUAAUAAUGAUAAUAAUGAUAGGCUCACAAAACGUAAACAGGAUACUACACCAAUCUGGCAGAUUCGAUUACAAAGAGAUAUAAAUAAGUUACGCUCAGAUAUAGGUAAACUAACACAAUACAUUUUUAUGAACAGAAGAUCUAAGAAGAUAGUGGAUAGAGUUACAGCGAUAUUUAAAAACACAAGUUUACACACAAGACAUGAAAGCAACAAUAGCAGACCGGAAGAAUUCCUUGAUACCCUAAAGCAAAAAUUAGCCCUUAAAUGUAAUAGACUUAAAAGAUAUAAAAAAUCACUACAGAGAAAGCAGGACAAUAAUUUAUUCAUAAAUAACGAAAAAAUGUUUUACAGAAAUUUAAAUGCAGGCUUAAGAAACACAACAGCAGACAACAUAGAUAGACAACACCAUGAUACACCGAACAAAGAGGAGUUAGAAUCCUUUUGGUCAAAUAUUUGGGAGACUCAAGUCACUCACAAUACAGAAGCGAAAUGGAUAUUAGAAGAAAAAGCUCGAUGGGAAGCAAUAGAGGAAAUGAAAUUUGAGGAAAUUACACCUGAAGAUAUAAGAAACAUAACAUAUAAAUUACAUAAUUGGAAAUCGCCUGGUAUAGAUAAAAUUCAUAACUUUUGGUACAAAAAAUUAGAAAUCUUACAUAAAUGUAUAGCUAAAAACUUAACAGAAAUUAUAUAUCGAAAACAAGAUUUACCCCAGUUUAUAACUAAAGGAAUAACACAUAUGCUUCCUAAAGGCCAAAAUUCAUUACAACCAUCUCAAUAUAGACCUAUUACAUGCUUACCUACAAUUUACAAAAUACUUACAUCAGCAAUCACUUACAAAAUCAGAACACACGCAGAGACACAUAACAUAAUUGCUGAAGAACAGAAAGGAUGUCGGCGCGGCCACAUGGGGUGCAAAGAGCAACUGAUAAUUGAUUCAGUUAUUCACAAACAUGCAGCUACCAAGAAACGAAAUCUACAUUGUACUUUUAUAGAUUAUCAAAAGGCGUUCGAUAGCAUACCUCACUCCUGGUUAAUUGAAGUACUUAAAAUUUAUAAAAUUAAUAACAGUCUAAUUGAAUUCCUUAAAUUCAUAAUGCCACGUUGGAAAACUACCCUUUAUCUUAAUAGUCAUCCUAACACUAUAAUUACCAGAGAAAUAUCGAUAAAAAAAGGCAUCUAUCAAGGUGACUCUUUGAGCCCUUUAUGGUUUUGUCUUGCUCUUAACCCUCUGUCUCAUAUCCUAAACAUUCAGGGCACAGGAUAUCACCUUAAACAUGGUAACACCGAUACAUCAAUAACUCACUUAAUAUACAUGGACGACAUUAAACUAUAUACAAAAACCUACAAAGAAAUGGACAAACUAAUAAAUGUUACUGCUGAAUUUAGCCGAGAUAUCAAUAUGAAAUUUGGAUUAGACAAAUGUAGGACCCUCCAUAUAAUAAAGGGUAAGAUACAUACAGGAGAUUACGCAAUAGAUGACAAUGAAAAUCAGAUAAUAACAGCCAUGGAACCGAAUGACGUUUAUAAGUAUCUGGGAUUUCACCAGCUCAAAAGCUUAGAUCACAGAACAAUAAAAGAAAACCUCAUUAAUGAAUAUAAAAGACGAUUAACUAACAUCUGCAAAACUAAACUGUCUGGAAAACACCUAAUAAAAGCUGUGAAUACUUACGCCAUACCAGUACUUACCUACUCAUUCGGUAUAGUAAAGUGGAGCAAAACCAAUAUUUAUUCUAUAGAGAGAACCACACGAUCAAUAUUAACAAAACACAACUACCACCACCCAAAAUCGGCUAUAGAAAGGUUAACAAUAAAGAGAUACAACGGAGGCAGAGGACUCAUAAAUAUACAAAACCUAUGGCAAAAACAAGUACACGGAUUGCAAAAUUUCUUUUAUCAAAAAUCUCAUACGAGUGAAAUACACAAAGCAGUCCAAUGUAAUGACCUCAAUUAUACACCACUAAACUUACAUCAAACUACUUUACAAAGACCCCAUAAUUUAGUUACAAACCCAGAGCAAAUUUUAAAAGAAGCAUGGAAACAAAAAGUACUGCACGGCCGACACUAUCAUGACCUGGAACAACCCUUAAUUGAUAAAGCUGCGUCAAAUCAAUGGUUAAAAAUAGGUUCUUUAUUCCCCGAAACUGAAGGUUUUAUUAUCGCAAUUCAAGACCAAGUUAUAAAUACUCGAAAUUACAGGAAAUAUAUCAUUAAAGACCCCACUGUAUUAGAUGAUAAGUGUCGAAAGUGCCACAUACAUUCUGAAACCAUUCAGCAUAUAACUGGAGCAUGCCCCCAUCUCGCCCAAACCGAUUACACUCAUAGACAUAACCAGGUAGCUAAUAUCAUACAUCAAACUCUUGCUAUUCAACAUAACCUCAUACAAGACACUAUUACACCUUAUUAUAAAUAUAUCCCAAGCACCGUUCUAGAAAAUACAACACAUAAGUUAUACUACGACCGCGCCAUUCUAACUGACAAAACAAUACAUUAUAAUAGACCAGACAUUACACUACAAGAUAAACAUAAUAAAAUCACAUACCUCAUUGAUAUAGCUAUACCUAACACACAUAAUAUUACAAAGACAAUUACAGAAAAAAUCCACAAAUAUACAGAUCUCCAAGACGAAAUUAGCAGAAUUUGGAAACAAGAAAAAGCAUACAUAGUACCGAUUGUGUUAUCAACCACAGGAGUUAUCCCAAAACAUCUUCACCACAGCCUGAAACUAUUAAAUAUAAAAGAGAAUAAAUACAUACAAUUACAGAAAGCCGCCAUAUUAAAUACGUGCCGCAUUGUGAGAAAAUUUUUACAAAUAGAUGAAAACGAAGUUGCGCCCAAUAUCCCAGAACACACUACUUAA